Molecule: messenger RNA, 3059 nt
Organism: Gavialis gangeticus (Gharial)
Lineage: Eukaryota; Metazoa; Chordata; Crocodylia; Gavialidae
Product: PHD finger protein 13-like
Exons: 5
Coding region: 1-1104 (367 amino acids)
Biological process (GO): mitotic chromosome condensation
Molecular function (GO): chromatin binding
Source: RefSeq, a predicted model, not a curated record
AUGUGUUUCUCCGGGGGGAGGCCGGGGCCGCGGGGGGGUCUCACUGGCACGCGCGUGUCCCGGGGGGCGUCGGUGCCGUUCUCCCGGUCCCGAGCCGGGCCGGGCCGGGGGCGUAACCGGCAGCCUUGUCCCUUGCAGCCCCCGCAGAAGCGGCAUAGGACCGUGGAGGACUUCAACCAGUUCUGCACCUUCGUGCUGGCCUACGCCGGCUACAUCCCGUACCCCCAAGAGAACGAGCCCUGGACCCUCGGCGGCAGCAUGAGCCCCCAGAACAGCACGGGCAGCACUCAGGACAGUGACAGCUGGGCCUCGUCCCACUCCGAGUGCCAGGUCCUGCCGGACGACGGGAAGAGCAGGAGCGCCAGGCACAAGGGGGGGAUGGACAGCCUGCUCCUCGGCUGCCACGGUUUCGCCCCCAGCUUCUACAGUGCCCGGCCCCAGCCACCCAAGAAGAAGAAACCGCCUGUGAAGAAGCUCGUUUUAGACCGGGAAACGGAAAAGAAAGCGGUACCGGCAGGCACGCAGCGUUUGGGGGACGCCCGGCCUCAGCGGGGAGAGCCAGCUGCGCCGCAGGGGCCGGCACCACCCGUGAAGGAAGAGUGCGUGGAGUCCCCCGUCAGCCCGGCUGGCGAGCUCCAGCUCGCAUCCGUCCCGGAGGCCUCUAUCAAGGAGGAAAAAGACUGUGCGCCAGAGACGGAGACGCCAGCCGGCGGCGACCCUCAACCGGAGCGGCAGGAGAUGCGCCGCGCAGAGGGGAGCAGCCCCAGCUCUUCGACCGCCUCGGACUGCAGUACAGCAGACAACGCGGGCGGAGCGAGCUCCCAGCCUCGCGAGCCAUCAGGGGAAUUUACAGCGGCUCCCAACACCAAAGCAGAAGAGGAUGACGCCUGGGACCUGAUCACCUGCUUCUGCCUGAAGCCCUUCGCGGGGCGGCCCAUGAUCGAGUGCAGCGAGUGCACCACCUGGAUCCACCUCUCCUGCGCCAAGAUCCGCAAGUCCAACGUGCCUGAGGUCUUCAUCUGCCAGCGAUGCCGCGACGCGAAGCAGGAGAUCCGCCGCUCGAACCGGGCCCGGACGGUGCCCCGCAAGCGCUUCUGUGACUGAGCGGUCCCCGCGCGCGAGGGCGUGGGGACCCCGUCGUUCUAAGACUGCAGCCCAACUUGGCUAGACAAUCAACGCCCGGUGACUGUCGGGGAGGGCCUGCACUGCUGGGGCAGGGGAGCUUCUGUGCUGGACACAGCCCCUGCGCUCCCAGCACCAGGAACCUGGUUGGCUCCAGGAGAAACCACCUUCCUCCCCGCCCCGGGCUGUGGAGUUCAGGGAGCAGUUACUGCUGCAUUGCAGGCGCUGAGGGGGGCCCACAGGAGAAGCCAGUGCACGAGGCCAGCCAGACAACCCUGCUCCGACUGGAGCACGGCUCGGCGCCUCCCCCGGUAGCCUGGAAGGACCUAGCCCAAAUAGUUCCCCUGGGGUGUGGUGUGGUGUGGUGUGGUGGCUGGUGACCCUUAUCUCAGUGGAGUGCUCCUCUCUGCAGCUCAGGCCUGUUCCUUGGCCCUGACAGCCUGUUUAAGUCUCUGCAGGGCUGGUGAGAGGUGUCCUGUGAUGGCCCCAGACCGAAGUUUUCUUCCAACAGAGCAGAUGAAGCCCAGACUAGAGCAGAAGCUUCUUCCUGCUCUGGGGCCCUGGAGGGGCAGCUCUAGUGGGGAAGGGGAGCUGUCCCCUCUGCCCGGCUCUGGGCUGGGUGUCUUCAAGCAGCGCUGAGUGCAGGGAAGUGGUUGUCUGCCUAGCCCCCUCGUCUGCCUAGCCUGCGGCAAGGCGGUGACCUAACCAGUAAGACCCAGUCUCAGCAGGUGCUGUGUUCAAGGUGCUUGGGCCGAAGAAGCUUUGACGUGCCCCCGUCCCCAGACCUGUUUCUUCUAGAGUCUGCAGAGGGGUUGGUCCCUCUGAUCUGAGCGAAGUUGCCAGCUCCGGGGUAGGGGAAGGGGCAGUGUGCAGUUACUGUAAAUAGUGUAGGAGAGAGACUGUAAAUAAUUUGUAAAGCAGACACUUUUAGAGAAAUUACUGAGUGAUUGUUGCUAAGCUGUCGGCUGGGGUCCCGGCCUGGACUUUCCAAUUGCACUGGAGUCCCUGGGCAAGAGGGACAAGGGAUUCCUGGCAGAAGAGCCGAGCGGCAUGCAGCUGGGGGGGUCUGGGAAGGGGCUAGCAAGCUUUGUGGAGGGAGGGAGGGUUGGGAUCAGUCUCUUUCCUUGGCUGCUCCCUUGUGCACUCGGGGAAAGGGGAGCUUCUGUCCCCAAAGUUUGCUGGGUCACGGGGAAACAAGCUUUGAGAGUAGGAAGCAGGUGAGGUUUCUACUUCCAGGCAGCCCCCUCCCUCCAAGUUUCCAUAUUGGUGGCCAGCGAGGCACCCUCUCCUCCCCAGGGGACCUGUGAGACUCCACAUACCUCCAGACUGGGGGCUUGUGCCUUGAGUCUCAUCUUCUAUGCAACUCGCUGCCCUUGGAUGGGAUAGCCCUCAAGUCUCUUGGCAGGAUGUCUGGUUUUCUGUCACCCUCACUGUGGGCGGCAUGGGGUCCGCGUGCACUAAGUAUUGGAUCCCACGUUCUGCUCCUUUCCUCCCGCCGCUCCAAAGACCCAGACCCAUGUGCCUUCUGUGCUGUGUGUGCUUCUCCACGGGAGACGUGGGGCUUUAGCCGUGGUUCUACCUUCUGUUCUGCCUCUUGUACCUCGAGGAACCGUGCUGGGCCUCCCUGCGGGGUGGGGCGGGGGUCGAAAGGACCCCAACGCCGCAAAGCCGGGCCCGUUUCUAAACCGGGAUCUUUCCUACUUGCACAUCUGGUUGCCAUGGGACCAUUUGUGGGGAGAGCAGGGGCCGCUUCCCCCAUGGCUCCACCACUCCUCUGCACCCCUCUCCUGCUGCGGGAAGCCGAGGCCCUCAAGUGCUUUACACUUUUCUAGUUUUUAGUCACUUUUUAUUGAUCUGUAAAAUAGCACAUUUCUGGUCUGUGCCCUGUGGAGUGUGGCUGGAGUGAGGUGUAUAUAAUAAAGAAUCUUUGCCAUAGC